GCAGCAGAAGGAGCCUGCAGUACUGCACUUUGCACCACCGUGGCUCACAGAAGAAUAAUGGGACUGCUUUACAAGGUGGCAAAUAUGACCAUUUAGCACCAAAAGCACUGAAUCUAGGAAACUUCUCCUCCUGAAGCCUGGCAGAUAGAUAUAAAAUUAAUUUUUAAAAAAAGAUUAAAAGUAAUACCUUGGCCUGAAAUUGCCUCUUGCAAAACCUAGAGCCAGCCCAACCUGCUUACAGAUUCCUACCUUACAUGAAUACGUUCUAUGUGACUCUCGUGGUGUGGCUUUCCUGCAUAGGCAUAUUGCUCUGCCUAUGCGCUUUGAACAUCGGUAACUGGCCUCAUCAGAGCCCCACCCUAUAUGGGAAGUGUGUGCAACACACCAAAAAGACUUGAGUUCCUCCAGAUACAGGAGACUGUGAGUCCCAUCCAAAUCCUUUAGUUCCUCCAAGGUGGGUCCUGUCUAUCGUUAAUUUUCAUUUUAUCCAUGGAUGCAGGGUGGAGUAGAAUUAGCCUGCUACAUUUGUUCACUGAGUGACGACCACUGACAUUCUGGUUUUAUUGCUCUUAAGAAUUUGUCAGUAGCUUCCAAGAAAGGAACCCCUUCCGUUCUUCUGGCUUGGUAUGAUCCAUGCAAAUAACUCCCACUGGUGGCAAGUGAGAAAGACUCAUUCUUGUUUUGACUGAACGGGGGAAAACAGCUGAAACACUCUCCCCAGCUGAUAGCCUGGACGAAACAAGAGAUCUUUAUCCAUGGUCCUCCGAAUCCCCCUUCGCAGGAGUGCCAGCUUCACUCCUGACCACCACCAGCCUGGGGCAGAGGUGUCUACUUCUACCCCCAUAAAAAUGGAAGCCAACGUGGUGGUCCUGGGAGCAGACAGCGUGGGAAAGUCAGCUCUGACGGUGCGUUUCCUUACCAAAAGGUUCAUUGGGGAAUAUGGAGACAUGGAGUCUAUCUACACUCACAGUUUGGCAGUAGAAGGCAAAGAGAUUCUUUUCCACAUCUGGGACUUUCCUUACUCGCAGGAGAAGUCAGAGGAGAACUUGUCCAAAGAUAAACGCAUCCAGUGGGCUGACGGCUUUGUCUUGGUCUACAGCAUCUGUGACCGUGCCAGCUUCGACAGCGUCCAGCCCAAAGUCCAGUUCAUCAAAGCCGCCAAGGAAAGCCCAAGCCAGGAGAAAGUGCCCAUUGUUAUUGUGGGCAACAAGCGAGAUCUACACCAUCACCGGGAGGUAUCCAGUGAAGAGGGGCGUCUCCUGGCCCUCUCCAUGGACUGUGAGUUCUACGAGGUCUCGGCAGCCGAAGCCUAUCACGGAGCACUCAUGGUCUUCCAUGGCUUAGCAGAACGCAUCUGUGAGGCCAAGUUGGCCCUGAAGAAAGGCACAGGAAUCCGGAAUAUUGUCAAGAGCGUAUCUGCUGUUUUUGCUCGGAAAAGAACAGACUCAAUGUGAAAAAAAGAAAGAAAGCUAAUGUUCUGUAAACACUGUGGGAGAACAUCCUGUUUUUCCCCCCUCUUAUUUGGGCAGAGUGGAGCAUGGAUUUUGCCACUGUGGAGUCAGCCUCCUCCUUCCGCUAAUCCUGAAGGGGAAUCAAUCCAAGGGGUGGUCUAUAGGGCUGUCCUGGGUGCAAAUUCAAGAAGAAUGGGGCUCUCCAAGGAAGGAAACGGACAUGCCUGUCUCUUCAUGCUGAAAUGCCAGAAGAAAAGGAUUUGCCCAAGAGGAAAUUAACAUCUUGCCCAAAUCCACCUAAUAAGGUGGAAUUGGAAUUCGAGAGUCCUGAAAUAAUGUGUUACUAGUACUGUGUAAGCUCCAGUACUGUAGUCUCUUUGGUAUUUACAAAGAGCUAUAUGGAUGGAACAUCCUCACUCUGUCCCCUAUAUAAACAGGGCUGAACCAAAGCUCAUCUAACCAUGAGUUUACUAGAUUAACAACAGCUCAAUCUUUAACAAUGGGACACGUUGGCUCAGUGGCUAAGACGCUGAGCUUGUCGAUCAGAACGGUUGGC
This is a messenger RNA of Thamnophis elegans (Western terrestrial garter snake), 2007 nucleotides long. RefSeq names its product ras-related and estrogen-regulated growth inhibitor-like protein. The record is from RefSeq and is a predicted model, not a curated record. Gene Ontology annotation, molecular function: GTPase activity; GTP binding. NCBI's taxonomy places the organism in Eukaryota, Metazoa, Chordata, Lepidosauria, Squamata, Natricidae. The transcript is spliced from 4 exons. The coding region runs from base 756 to 1454 and encodes 232 amino acids.